This is a messenger RNA of Truncatella angustata, 1134 nucleotides long. RefSeq names its product ceramidase. Gene Ontology annotation, cellular component: endoplasmic reticulum membrane. The coding region runs from base 180 to 1091 and encodes 303 amino acids. The record is from RefSeq and is a predicted model, not a curated record. The transcript is spliced from 6 exons. NCBI's taxonomy places the organism in Eukaryota, Fungi, Ascomycota, Sordariomycetes, Amphisphaeriales, Sporocadaceae. Gene Ontology annotation, biological process: ceramide biosynthetic process; ceramide catabolic process.
AUGGUACAGAGAGCCAGAAUCCAGAAAAUGUAGACAACGUUGGAGAGUGGUUGGGAAUGGGCGAGUCGUGUUGGGGUCACUGUGGGCCAGUGCGGGCCUAACUCGUCUAACUCGUCUUACUCGCCUCCCUGGGCGCUAGUCGUAUCUGGCGGGCUCCGUAGCACCAUCCAUACCUAUAUAUGGCUUAUCAAUCACCCAAAAAAUAUAGAGGACAUUUCUCAAACACCGGUUUUCUUUUCCCCGCGAUUAUGGCGUUUUUAAGUUGGUCGUACGUUGAAGGUGUAUCAGCAUGGGGGGAAAUGACUUCGGCAACCAGGUUUUGUGAAAUAAAUAAUUAUUUCACAACCUAUAUCGCAGGUUUCGUGAACACGCUUACCAAUCUCGCAUACGUGUAUCUUGGAGUUUGUGGAAUGAGCAACAGCAAACAGCACCCCAUAACCAAUAGCACCAGCAUCCGCCUUUGCUACAUGUCAUUACUCGUCGUUGGAGCAUGUUCAACUAUAUUUCACUCCAACGUCAAGUAUUUCGCUCAGAUACUAGAUCAAGGAUCAAUCCUACUCCCUACAUCCACUAUCCUCUAUGCAUCAUUUAGCUUCACACUCGCUCCCCUCCCGCGUCUCCUUCUCGCUUCCGGUCUUUCGCUCGGUUCCGCGAUCUUGGUCUCCUAUCACGCUAUCUACCAUUCCCAAAAGAUCUUUGGAAACGUAUUCCUUGCUUUGGUUUUCAUCAUUGUUGCACGAUGCAUGGUUUUGCUUUCUAGAGUUACGGAUGACAAGGUGAAGAGAGAGAUGAGAAGUCUGGUCUUGUUUGGAGGUGUACUAUUCGUGGUGGGCAGUGUUGCCUUUAAUGUCGACCGGAACUAUUGCGCUCAGUUGAGAGCAAUGCGGGAGGUUGUAGGUAUCCCAUUAGGAUUUAUGUUGGAGAUGCAUGGCUGGUGGCACAUUGGUAGCGGACUCGGGGUAUAUUACUUCAUCGUAUUGAUCGAGUAUUUACGUAUCUACAUCGGUACUAGCGGCGCAGAAAUCACAUUGAAAUGGAAAAGCGCACUACUUCUUCCCAGAUUGGAAGUACAGGAUACGAAGACUAAAUAGUUUGAGAGAGUAACGUCUCGUGCGGUUGUAUGAUAGCGCUGCU